AAAGGAAUUAAAGGUGAUAGGCAACAAAGGGAAUGCCAAAUUUUUAGACCCUACUUUGAGCUCAUGAACCACAUGGCAAAUCUUCAUCAAAUCAACCGCGGAGUCCUUUCCUUCCAUCAUCAAACCUCUUAAAAAUGGCCAGGUUAAUUACCUUUAGACCUGUUUUUACACUUAUGUAAGCUUGGCUGCAGGCAUUGUAGUUUCAUGCUUACACAUGCACUGGCUGUUUCUCCCUUCUAAUUUUGCUGUUCUUGAGCUUUUGUGCUUAUUUAUUUCAUAUUGACAAGUGUGUAGCCUUGAGCCACUGUAGCUGUUAACUCAGAUGUUUGUUUUCUUUGUCCUUCUAUUUACAUGUAAGCCUUUACCUGCUUUAGCCAUGUGUUGAGUGAUGUAACAGUGUUGGUCUGGUAUCUGUAAACUGGGUGGGUGGGGGUGAAACGUCACCUCCCGCAAUUUAUGUCAGAACAAUGCAGCCUCUGGAGGAAAUCUUUAAGACUAGUAGAAAUAGCCGCUGUUGUUUCCCUGUGGUCUGCAUCCCUACGAUCUGCUGAACUUCUUAAGUUUUUGGCUGUGAGCCUCUUCCUUGGGGGGAUUUCCAUAAAACAGCUGGGUCCCGCCUGGGUCAUCAGUGUCAGAAGUCAGACACGUGCUCACUGUCUGGUAGCCAAUAGUAACUUUUGCAAACGCAGCCUCAGGAAACCCCAGGGUUCGGAGGCUGCUGCUUUCGGAACGACAAUGUUAGCAAUCACUUAAGUCUUUUAACAGAAUAAAACAAAAACAUAGGAUAGUGACAAAGGCUUCCACCCGUGGUAGUGGAGAGAGAUGUUAAAGGAGCUCCAAAAAGUGUGUGGGGAACUAGUGUAGAUGGAAUUCCUUCACUGUUCCGCGGGCUGAAGUGCUGGGGAGAAGGGGGCGGAGAUGGGCUCGGAGAGUCUGGCCCUUUAAGGAGGAGGGACAGCCUUAAGACUCUGUACCUUUAAGAGUCUCUUUGUCUGGAAACCUCCUUAUUUACCCUGCUGUGCUUCAACCAAACUUCGACCCGCGAUUCACAACGCCCCUCUACGCCGCCGCCCCUUACGCCAGGCUCAAAUCGGCCGCACGUUUGUGGCUAACCCUAAACUUUGCGCCCGCAGCGCGAACCUUCGGAGAGGCAGUCUGUGCCGGGGUCGGGGCCGAGCGCUGCGCCGUUGGCGCAAUGCGGGGUCCGGGGGGCGGGGCUCAAGCGGGCGGGCCAAUGGGCGGGCAGGGGGCGGGGCCUGUUCGGUUGUCUCGCGCCCUGGUGACAGCUCGCGCGUGCUGAUGAUGGCGAUUCUUUGGAUGGGAAGAGACCUUGAAAGGACCUCUAGUUUAUCCUGCAACUUCAGUCAAUAUCCCACUUAAAUCAUCCCAGAUUUGUUUUUUAGGGGUUCCUGGGUGGCUCCAUCGUUAAGCAUCUGCCUUUAGCUCAGGUAAUAGAGAAGAGGAAACCUAAUCAAUGGCUGUGGAAUGAUAUGGAAGAAGAUGAAAAAAACUUGUUUAAUGGGUUGAAAGAGCGGAGCCUUCUCUGAGACAUGGAUAGAUGCAAACAUGUCGGGCGGUUGCGGCUCGCCCAGGACCACUCCAUCCUGAACCCACAGAAGUGGUGCUGCCGGGAGUGCGCCACCACCGAGUCCGUGUGGGCUUGUCUCAAGUGCUCUCACGUGGCCUGCGGCCGCUACAUCGAAGAUCACGCCCUGAAACACUUUGAGGAGACCGGGCACCCGCUAGCCAUGGAGGUCCGGGAUCUGUACGUGUUCUGUUACCUGUGCAAGGACUACGUGCUCAACGACAACCCGGAGGGGGACCUGAAGCUGCUCAGAAGCUCCCUGCUGGCGGUCAGGGGCCAGAAGCAGGACCCGCCGCUGAGGCGUGGCCGGACGCUGCGGUCCAUGGCCGCCGGCGAGGAUGCCGUACCACCGCAGCGCGCUCCUCAGGGACAGCCGCAGAUGCUCACGGCUCUGUGGUACCGGCGCCAGCGCCUGCUGGCCAAGACGCUGCGGCACUGGUUCGAGAAGAGCUCCCGCGGCCAGGCGAAGCUGGAGCAGCGGCGGCAGGAGGAGGCGCUGGAGCGCAAGAAGGAGGAGGCGCGGCAGCGGCGGCGCGAGGUGAAGAGGCGGCUGCUGGAGGAGCUGGCCAGCGCCCCCCCGCGCAAGAGCGCGCGCCUGCUGCUGCACGCCUCGCGCGCCGCCGACGCCCCGCGCCCCGCCUCACCGCGCGCGCCCACCGGGGGCCGCCUGCCGCCGCGCCGCGCGCCCGCCAUGGCGCCGGGCGUCACCGGCCUGCGCAACCUGGGCAACACCUGCUACAUGAACUCCAUCCUGCAGGUGCUCAGCCACCUCCAGAAGUUCCGCGAAUGUUUUCUGAACCUCGACCCUUCCCAGACCCAGCAGCUGUUUCCUAAGGCCCCCAACGGGAAGGCUCCGCUCUCCGGCAGGCCGGCCGGCGGCUCCGCCACCGAGCUGUCGGCCAGGAGCGAGGGGGCUGACGCUUGCGAGCGGGAGGCCCUCUGCUUCAAUGGCGGGGCCUCCAUCAGCAGGAGCCUAGAACUCAUCCAGAACAAGGAGCCGAGCUCGAAGCACAUUUCCCUCUGUCACGAACUGCACACCCUUUUCCGAGUCAUGUGGUCCGGAAAGUGGGCCCUGGUGUCGCCCUUCGCCAUGCUUCACUCGGUGUGGAGCCUGAUCCCCGCCUUCCGCGGCUACGACCAGCAGGACGCGCAGGAGUUCUUGUGCGAGCUGCUGCACAAAGUGCAGCAGGAGCUCGAGUCUGAGGGCACCACGCGCCGGAUUCUCAUCCCCUUCUCCCAGAGGAAGCUCACCAAACAGGUCUUAAAGGUGGUGAACACCAUAUUCCACGGGCAGCUACUCAGUCAGGUCACAUGUGUAUCAUGCAAUUACAAAUCCAAUACCAUUGAGCCCUUUUGGGAUCUGUCCCUGGAAUUCCCUGAACGGUAUCACUGCAUAGAAAAGGGGUUUGUCCCUUUGAAUCAGACAGAGUGCCUGCUCACUGAGAUGCUGGCCAAGUUCACAGAGACAGAGGCCCUGGAAGGGAGAAUCUACGCUUGUGACCAGUGUAACAGCAAACGACGAAAAUCCAAUCCCAAACCCCUUGUUCUGAGUGAAGCUAGAAAGCAGUUAAUGAUCUACAGACUACCUCAGGUUCUCCGGCUGCACCUUAAAAGAUUCAGGUGGUCUGGCCGUAAUCAUCGAGAGAAGAUUGGGGUCCAUGUCGUCUUUGACCAGGUAUUAACCAUGGAACCUUACUGCUGCAGGGACAUGCUCUCCUCUCUUGACAAAGAGACCUUUGCCUAUGAUCUCUCCGCAGUGGUCAUGCAUCACGGGAAAGGGUUUGGCUCAGGACACUACACAGCCUAUUGCUACAACACAGAGGGAGGUUUUUGGGUCCACUGCAAUGACUCAAAGCUGAAUGUAUGCAGUGUCGAGGAAGUGUGCAAAACUCAAGCCUACAUCCUUUUUUACACUCAAAGAACAGUUCAGGGCAAUGCAAGAAUUUCAGAAAACCAACUCCAAGCUCAGGUGCAGUCCAGCAACAACGAUGAGGGCAGACCACGGCUCAUCCCCUGAAUGGGAGGCAUGUUUCAAGGACUGGCCUGCUUUUAAACUAUUGGUGUUCAUAUAUCUUUCCUCUUACAGGAAAUAAGGUUUAGUGCAGGAACAGAGUACUAGGUUUGCCUCACUGGGACUACAGCAGAAGGUGCUAGGUGACUCAUGUUCUAUCAUAAAAUCUGUAGUCACUUUCUCUUGAAUGGAUUCGGGAAUUCCCUCCUUUGAUAAAACAGAAGGAGUAACUUCUAUGAAGAUUCUUUCAUCAGUUGCUUCUGAAAAGAGAGGAUCUGGGUGGAGGAAAGAGGGGGUAAAUUGAUCAUAUGCAGCCAGGAGAGCAACCAUGUUUUCUUUCCAUUACAUGAUUCCCCCAUUAACCAGGACCUCCCUGUGACCCCAGAAGAACCCUCCUGAUGUGAACAGCCCUGGACAGAGCAUGAGAGGUGGGGCCCUGGGCUGGCAGCUUGCUGGAUGGGAUUGGUUCCAAGGCAGGAAGUGAAUAAUAAGGAUUUGUCCUCACAAAGGAAGUAACCCUCAAGGGCUGACAACUUGCAAACUUCCUUUUUUAGGGACUAGCAGUGAGAGAGUGGAAUGAGAUGCAUAGAGCAAGUUUCCCCAUGCAAAACGGGAGGUUUUUCAAGUGUCCUACCUUCCCUGGCUGCUGCUGUCAUUGAAUCAUUCCUCGUCUUCUGAACAUCCCUUCAUUCUAAAGGAGCAGUUCAUAUGGGAAAACAAUCAACUGGUCCAUGACAUGUUCUUAGCUGCAUGCCAAGCUGAAGGGCACCCCUGGCUGCCCAGUUCUGUAGCAUAUCCCUGGUUCAGGUAUAGGAUAAGCACAUGGUUUGGUAUAAAUUGGUCUUUAGGUCAGUUGUCUGAGGCUGGCUCAGAAUUCAGUUGAGGGUAGGCAGGGAUAGCUGGUGGACCAGGCCUUAUCUGAAUGCCCAUCACCUGUUCUCACCUUGGAUGCCCAUCACCUGUUCUCACCUUGGUGCAGCACAUAGCUUUUCUUAGCCUGCAGCUUUUAGCUUGCACCUGGAGGGCUUGGAACAUUCUUGUUCAGCACAAGGUUUGGGAACUUAUGCUUUUCUAGGGCUUGGGAAUCUGCCCCCAUAUGUCCGAACAGUUCGUUGCUGCUGGCCCCAGCCUGUUCUCCUCCCAAAUUUGAUAAUCCUUACUGUUUCUUUACCCUCCUACACUCAGUCCAUCUGAGGGGGUAAAAAAAAAGAAAAAAAGAGUGCCCUGUCUUUUACUUAAGUGCUAGUAAGAUACAUAUUUCUUUUUAUACCGGGUCAGUUUCUAAGUGGAAUGAAAUUGCCCCCAAGCCCUCCUUCUCAUCAGGCACCACUGAAUUUCCCUUCUCAGUCCUGCAGUAAAAGUGAAUGCAGCCCGGAACUCACUGUGGGGCUGCUGCAGCCUGCCUCAGCCUGUCACUAUGAAUGCUCAUCUUCUGACUGAGUGUAUCAACCUAAUGUUUCAAUUCAGGUAGAAGUACAGUUGUCACUUGAAGGAAGCAGAUGUGGAGGGAGUUGGGGACGGGUGGGAAGUUGGGAAAAGAGGGGGUAAGAAUGAGGGUCGUAGCUUAGGGGUGUUAAUGAGCCCCAUAUCCAGAGCAGAUCUGUAGCAUUUGCUGUUGACCUCUUUUGAGAUGGACUCUCCCACAGGACCUGUCAGACAGCACUGAGACAUGGAGGAAAUUCAGACAGAAAAUGGCUCACCCUGAUAAAGAAAGGGGAGUGACUAUAUUUUAAAUUAAACUUGCUUUUUCCAACA
Molecule: messenger RNA, 5351 nt
Organism: Mustela lutreola (European mink)
Lineage: Eukaryota; Metazoa; Chordata; Mammalia; Carnivora; Mustelidae
Gene: USP49
Product: ubiquitin specific peptidase 49
Exons: 9
Coding region: 1551-3602 (683 amino acids)
Biological process (GO): protein deubiquitination
Cellular component (GO): cytoplasm
Molecular function (GO): cysteine-type deubiquitinase activity; zinc ion binding
Source: RefSeq, a predicted model, not a curated record